This is a messenger RNA of Prorocentrum cordatum, 807 nucleotides long. The record is from the annotation of a GenBank genome assembly. NCBI's taxonomy places the organism in Eukaryota, Dinophyceae, Prorocentrales, Prorocentraceae.
AUGGAUGCCCUUUAUCAUUGUUGCUGUUCGCGGCUUCAUCCGACCUUUACCUGCGCAGGAUCGCCCGCCUCUUUCCCGACGCCACGCUCCGCGCUUACGCCGACGACCUGGCCAUGGUGCUGCCGAGGGCUCCCCGCGCUGCAGGCACUCUUCGCUGAUUUCGGCCGGAUGUUCAGGCUGGGCCUCGACGCCCCAAAGACUGCGCUGGUCCCCCUCGACCCAUUCAACGAACUCGACUUCAGGCGGGAGCUUGCGACGACGGUGCCGCAGUGGGGCAGCCUGGGGGUGGCCGGAUACGCCAAGUACUUGGGAUUCUACCUCGGCCCUGACCGCGGGCGUCGCACGUGGGGCGCCCCUGUAGCCAAGUACGCAGCGAGGGCGCGCAUUUGGAAACACAUUGGUGCCGGGGCCUUCCUCGCGGCGCGCGCCUACGACAUCUUCGUGGCAUCGGUCCUCCUCUUGGUGGCUCAGCUCGACGCGGUGCCGCUGGAGUUCGCGGCCGCGGAGCAGAGCGCCUUCCGGGCCUUGUUCCCAGGCCCGCGGGGCUGGAUGACGACUGAGUGCUUGAAGAACAUCAAGGACUUCCACAUGAUGUGGCAGUUGAAGGACCUGCUGGCGACCGCGCUCGCCGCCAAGGCCCCGGGCGGCCCGGGCGGUCCGGUUCGAGGACGGCGGGCGCCUGGACGUGCAUGGCCGCGCUGCGCGAAUGACGGCGCUAACCUUGGAGGACGACCAGUCGAUGGUCCAGGUGGCUUGGCUGAUGCGCUGGCGUUCGCAACGCUUCCUGUUCCAGCUGUCCGAGGCUGA